CACACAUGCGCUUUCCUGCUCACCAUUGGGACCACCCUCUGCUCUGUGCACAGCCCCCUGCUCCCCCCUCAUCCUGAUCCUUCUCCACUAGGGACCAAGGAGGUUUUCAGCACUUGCCACGGCAGUUUGCAAAUGGACAGCACCACAAAGGCUCAGUGAUUCCUCGCAUUGGCUGCUCGCUUGACAGUAAACACAGCUGACAGUCAAUCUCUAGCGCUCAGUCGGGACCUCACUGAGAAAAGAAGCCUUUUGUGGACUAUCUGCUUAAAAUAAUUAAGCUUGUCAACCAGAAACCCAGCAGGGUAUCUUCCACACAUCCUUACUCGAACUAAAACAUCGGCGACAUGGAAGAAGACAUGGACGAGGGGCAGACCCAAAAAGGAUGCCUUGAGUGCUGCAUCAAAUGCCUGGGCGGGAUCCCGUACCCUUCCCUCAUAGCCACCAUCCUGCUGUACGCCGGCGUGGCUCUGUUCUGUGGCUGCGGGCAUGAGGCGCUGUCCGGCACUGUCACCAUCCUCCAGAACUACUUUGAGGUGGUGCGGAGUCCUGUGGACGCCCUGGAUGUCUUCACCAUCAUCGACAUCAUCAAGUAUGUGAUCUACGGCAUCGCCUCGGCCUUCUUUGUGUACGGGAUCCUGCUGAUGGUGGAGGGAUUCUUCACCAGUGGAGCCAUCAAAGAUCUGUAUGGAGACUUCAAGAUCACCACCUGUGGACGUUGUGUCAGCGCCUGGUUCAUCAUGCUGACAUACAUCUUCAUGCUGGCUUGGCUCGGAGUGACGGCAUUCACCUCCCUGCCAGUCUUCAUUUAUUUUAACAUCUGGAACAUUUGCCAGAAUGCCACAGUCCUGGAGGGGGCUUCGCUCUGCUUGGACCCGCGCCAGUACGGUAUUGUGCCAAUUGCUGAGGGCAAAACUGUGUGCGCUGGAUCGGAAAAAUUCUACAAGAUGUGUGAAUCCAAUGAGCUGGACAUGACGUUCCACCUGUUCAUCUGUGCCCUCGCUGGAGCCGGAGCCGCUGUCAUUGCAAUGAUCCACUAUCUAAUGGUGCUGUCGGCCAACUGGGCCUACGUGAAGGACGCCUGCCGAAUGCAGAAGUACGAGGACAUCAAGUCGAAGGAGGAGCAGGAGCUUCAUGACAUCCACUCCACUCGCUCCAAGGAGCGUCUCAACGCCUACACAUAAAGAGCAGCGUGAGGCUUGGCCCUGCUAAUCCACCCUCUGGAUCCCUCUACCCUCUUUCUCUCUCUCCUCCAUCUAUCAGUCUCUCUCUCUAGAGCGCCCCCUGCUGAGGGAGGGUGGAUGGCACGACGGGGCCCUCGCCAUCGCUGAUGUCAAUGGUGCGUCAUACGACAAUGUGGUCUGGGGGUAGAUGUCACUCAAGUCUCCUCAGUCACAAACCACAUUCUGGAUGAAAAACAAGCCCCUUUACCUCUCUCAUGAACAGUGUUAAACUUUUCAUUAUUGCAGUUGAUUAUUCUUGAAUAAAAAUUGUUUAGUGCUGAUUGUAGUUAUAGUGUAGUCAGUAGAUUCAGAAGUAGCAGUAGAGAUUUUUUUUUUUUAUUUGUUUUAUUACAUCUUUAUUUGAUGUCAUUUUGCUUCUCUGUAUAAGUUAUUUUCAGCAGAUUUGUGAGGGGGGUGAACAGGGGCUUCUUAAAGGGUUUUCAAGCACAUUCCUCGUGUCUGUCUGCAUAUUUCAUGAUCAAGAAUAUGUACAGUGUGAGCAGGUGAUGAGUUUGGAGGAUACUUGUCAUCUGGCGAUCCAACCUUGAACACCUAUGUCGACUCCCACAGAUCAAAACUCCGCCCACAUUUGAACUUGAACCAAAUCUUAAGAACAGAAUCAAGCUAGACGUGCCAACCCUGGUCACACAGGACAAAUCUUAUUUUGAUACGUAUGUCAGUAAUUUAAAAUAAAAGGUUACUUUAGAGCAAACCUAAAAAAAAAUCUUGACACUGAUUCACUUUUUUUCCCAUCAGCUUACAAUCACUAAAAAGCACAUGCUCCCACAACCCCCUCUUUUUUAAUUUAAAGUACCAAAUCUUGCUUUUUCUAAACUGUGUAUAUAUAUAUAAUCACACAUCGAAGCGUUCAGCACCGUCAUCUUUAUUCAAUAUGAAGAUUCCAUGCAACAUCCAUCAGUAAAACUGAUGGUAAAAGACAUACAAGUGCAGAGUAGCACAUCAGUCCAUGAUCUAGAAACUAUCAAAGGAACAAAGGCUUAUUGAGGCGAUGAGUGAAUUUUUACAAUUGACAUUUAAAAAAGAAAAAUUCUUUUUUUUUUUUUUUUUUGUUUUUUAA
Messenger RNA from Synchiropus splendidus (mandarinfish), 2298 nucleotides. RefSeq names its product glycoprotein M6Aa (gene gpm6aa). The transcript is spliced from 7 exons. The record is from RefSeq and is a predicted model, not a curated record. The coding region runs from base 345 to 1181 and encodes 278 amino acids. Gene Ontology annotation, biological process: neuron projection development. NCBI's taxonomy places the organism in Eukaryota, Metazoa, Chordata, Actinopteri, Syngnathiformes, Callionymidae. Gene Ontology annotation, cellular component: filopodium; plasma membrane; axonal growth cone.